ACAAAUAAUGUUGUCGCAAUCAUAAGGGUCCAAGAAGUUCAAGUACAAAGAGCAGGCUGUUAAAUACAACCGUUUAGACAGACCCCGAGUUCGGUGUUUGGAUUCACAGAAGUUUUGUAUCGCGUUUUGUGUGUCAUUCAAGACCUGAAUAAUGGCAGGCAGAGACAAGGCGACGGAUCAGAUGAAACUGUGGAAGGAGGGCCGCGGCUCUCAGCGGCCAGAUGUCCUGACCACUGGAGCCGGAGUCCCGAUUGGGGACAAGAUAAACUCCAUGACGGCGGGUCCGCGUGGGCCACUGCUGGUCCAGGACGUAGUGUUUGCUGAUGAAAUGGCCCACUUUGACCGAGAGAGGAUACCAGAGAGGGUCGUGCACGCUAAAGGAGCAGGAGCGUUUGGCUACUUCGAAGUGACCCAUGACAUCAGACGCUAUUGUAAAGCCAAAGUGUUCGAGCAUGUGGGAAAGACGACACCCAUCGCUGUUCGCUUUUCCACUGUGGCUGGCGAGUCUGGGUCGGCAGAUACCGUCCGAGAUCCUCGAGGAUUUGCAGUGAAGUUUUACACCGAUGAGGGCAACUGGGAUCUUACUGGAAACAACACCCCGAUCUUCUUUAUCAGGGAUGCGCUUCUGUUUCCGUCCUUCAUCCACUCGCAGAAGCGAAAUCCGCAGACUCACGUGAAGGAUCCGGAUAUGGUUUGGGAUUUCUGGGGUUUGCGUCCUGAAUCGUUGCACCAGGUGUCUUUCCUGUUCAGCGAUCGGGGAAUUCCGGAUGGCUACCGUCAUAUGAACGGAUACGGAUCGCACACUUUCAAACUGGUCAACGCUGAGGGUCAGCCGGUGUACUGCAAGUUCCACUAUAAGACUGAUCAGGGCAUUAAGAAUUUGACCGUUGAAGAGGCGGAUCGACUUGCAUCCACUGACCCAGAUUACUCCAUCAGAGAUCUGUACAACGCCAUCUCCAACGGCAACUUCCCAUCCUGGACCUUCUACAUCCAGGUCAUGACCUUUGAGCAGGCGGAGAACUGGAAGUGGAAUCCCUUUGAUUUGACUAAGGUCUGGUCCCAUAAGGAAUUCCCUCUGAUACCUGUGGGACGGCUUGUGUUGAACCGAAACCCUCUGAACUAUUUCGCUGAGGUUGAGCAGCUGGCGUUCGAUCCCAGUAACAUGCCGCCCGGCAUUGAGGCCAGCCCGGACAAGAUGCUGCAGGGGCGUCUUUUCUCGUAUCCAGACACACAUCGGCAUCGGCUCGGAGCUAAUUACCUCCAAUUGCCCGUCAACUGCCCCUACCGCACCCGUGUGGCAAACUACCAGAGAGACGGCCCCAUGUGCUUGUACGACAACCAGG
Molecule: messenger RNA, 1343 nt
Organism: Pimephales promelas (fathead minnow)
Lineage: Eukaryota; Metazoa; Chordata; Actinopteri; Cypriniformes; Leuciscidae
Source: RefSeq, a predicted model, not a curated record